AGUUCCACGACCCCGACUCGGCCGUGGUGGCCCAGCACCUGACAAACACUGUGUUCGUUGACAGAGCCCUCAUAGUCGUUCCCUAUGCUGAAGGUUUGUAACUUGUUUGGUGUUCUAUGGGGCCACCCUUGGGUGGUGGUUGGUUCCUGUCCAGUGCUCAGAAUUUACCAGUAGUCUGUGUCAAACACGUCAGAGAUUGCCAUUCUAAACCCUUGGUAUAUUGCCUUGGCCCCUGCGUUUGGUCACUGUGUUUCCGUAGUGACACCAAAUCUAACUGGAAAGUUUUGUGUGUCUUGAAGGUUUUUUUUGUGUGUCUAAGAACAUUUUAGGCAGAAUUCUAUGCCAAUUUUGCUCCGUGUCAGUCUCAAUGAGACAUUUUCCCAAACAGUUUGUAAUGCAAACAGGUCCAUAUUUUAAGGAAAUUUUAUCUUAAUAAUUGUUUCACUCUCUUCAUGAGAAUGGUUUCUCCCUCCCUAAGAGUGCAUGGGAGAGUAAUUAACAUUCCUUUGGGCUAUGCUGCCACUGCAUUUAUUUGGGAACAUCCCCAAAAAAAGGCCCUCACUCUCCUUGUGGAGUCCAGUAUACCAAGGGUUUGAAUAAUUAUGGUUUAAUUCAAAAGUGACAACUUCCAAGAGGUGCCACAUGGGCACUGGUCCUAGUUUUUAAUUCCAAGUUCUCUUGUUCAUCCUUGAUAUAUUUAAUAGAAUUUCACUAAAUAAUAAACUCUUCUCUCUGUUAUUUGUGUGUGUGAUUUUUGUAGUGGAGAAGGCAAAUGCAAAGCCCUUCCAGAUGACUGAAAAACAGUGGGUCCUCUGCAGCUACAGGGGAUUCUAGCCAUUAACUAAAGGCCAGCAAGCACUCAAGUCCCCAAGUGUUUUCCUGGUGUAACCACUUGUUAACUACAUUUUCUCUUCUUCUUUUUAUUUUUACAUUUUAGGGUGUUACAGUAAUUUGAAAGGCAAUGAGCAGGGUUUUUGGAACUUACCUUAAAAGCAAAGUGCUGAGAAGACACCUCUUCUUACAGAAGUCUUAUUAAACUCUUCUAGACUUGCUUUAGAAGUAACUGAUUUCCAUUGUACUUGUGCAUUUCUUGAUUUACUUCUGGGAAAGGUUGAAUUGAAUAAAAUCUUGCAGAUUAAGUCACACUACACUGCUAAGUUGGGUACAUGGCCUGGGGUCACACUUGUAAUCUUAAUCUGUCCUGCUGGAGCUGUCUCUUGAGGCCUGGGGAGCUGUCUUAUCUUAUCUUUGUAUUCUUUAAGCUUAAAAGAUAGAAAACUUAAACUUUAAAAGAUGUCCAGCCUGAUUCCUGGAGAGUAGGAAUGUGCAGUGUGGCCUCUGACUGAGCCCUGCUGCUCCUGAGGGCGCAGAGCCCCUUGUGCAGUGGAGUCACUGCUCCUGCUGCCACUGCUGCAGAAGAGCAGAGCUGAGAGCUUCCUGUCCCUGUGUGGGUGUUAAACACAGCCCCAGGCCAGUGGGAUUCUGCUGGGAUAUUCUCCAAGGCCCAUGGGAAUAAUGCCAGUGUUUAACCAACUCUUCCUACAAGGAUAAACCCACCUUUCUCUUUGUCAGUCUCACUUUGUCCCUUCUGGAUAAACCUGGCACACAGAGAACCCUGCCCAGCAGCUGGGCUGCAGAAAAUGCAAUCAUUAAAGUAGAAUAUUUUCCUGGGCCUGUCAAGGAGUCACUCCUGGGCUGUACCUUGUGUGUCUGACAGUUCAGAAUUUAAUGGCACAUCACAAGAGAGAUGUUCAGCCAAUAAAGCAUUGCCCCUGGGUUGAUACUCCCAUACUUGUGCUGGAAUACAGUUUUCCCCCAAAAUUCAGCUGCCAGGGUCCCAGCUGAAGCAGGAGCAGCAUUUCCCCAGCCCACAGUGCCACUGCUGAUGUGCUUAAAGCCAGGCCUGUGCUGAGUGGGGCCCUCCUCUCUCUGAUGUCUGCUGUGCUAAUGAACCUGUGUGAUUAUUGCCUGUCACUAAAGCAAAUGUUUAUUAUCUGUUUAGUGCAAUAAUUCCCCCCCUGUCCCAAGUUUUAGCUCACACAGACACUUUGGUGUUGGCUGUUGCUUUGUGUUAUAGAACUAUACACAAAGGCUACGGUAAGGUUUAGUAUUUGUCAUUUUCUCUGGGCUAAUUCCUGGAUUUGGAAGGAACUCUUAAGGUUAAAGAUGGCUGGGGGGGGUGUUUAGGUUCUUUGGUUAAUGUUUGUUUCUUUUGUCUGUUUCUUUUUCUUUCAUUUCUACACAUUCAUGCAGUAUUUCAUGGUUCUAACAAAGCAGCAGUAAAAAAAGCUCUUGAAGCAUGAAAAUUAACUGUUCUUUUCCCUGGUUCAGCCUGAACUAUAUACCAGGCCCUGCUGAAAAUACCACCCAACAGUUUUCUUCUGCAGCUUAUCCAGUUUCUCUUAAGUGCCCUGUACAUAUUGUAUGUUUUAUGAUGAGAUGCAGUUUCUUAAUAUGUAUUACAGAAACACUACUGGUAUUUGCAACUAUAUAGUAAAAUUGUUUUAUUGAACUCUCAUUCUGGGGGCUUGGGCACAUUAACAAAUUAAUCCAUCUGUAUAGGGCUUUUGCUGUUGGAUAGAGUAAAACUCCCUCCACACGUGUUUGCUAUAGGGCCCUGAGCACUGUGUGUGCAGAGCAGGCAGUGCAGUAACCCCUGGGCUUGGCUGGCUGCAGGAGUCCCCUGUGCCACGGCAGGUGGCAGCAGCACUGCUGGUGCUCUAGGCUGGCACAUAUUGGAGCAAAAGCCUUUUACUGCACAGGUAAGGAAUGUGCCAGCAUCCCUGUGUGUGUCCCAGCCACAGACACGGCCCCAGCCCUCCCGGAGAGCCGCAGGGACCGCAUUCCAUGUGACACGUCAGCAAAAGCCCUACCCAAACACCCGUCCCUUCUCUUUAAGUUUGCCAAAAUUUGUAUGGUAGGUGUAAAAAGAAAACAUAGUGAACUGUACCAUAUUAUUAACCCCUAAAUCCAACUUUUUUUGUCUUGUGUAUCUUGAUUUUUCUGUGUGCUUUGUAGUGAAGCAGCCGACACGAGUCGUUGUUCAUAAAACAGCUUUUGAAAGUUGAGAGCACUCUCACCCCUGGAGAACCGACUGUGCUUGCUUACGUUUGGUUCAUGACUUAAAAAUCGAGUACAGGUGAUGAAACCUUGGCAGUGUUAACAACAAAGUAGUGUGUAUUGUGCUAUUUUUUUGCUCUAGAAACUUAACCUUUUGUAGAGAAAAAGGAACAGUCAAAUUGUCACCCAUUGAAGUUGCAUUCUGACAAAAAAAGUUAAUGCUAAAUAUUAAUAGCCAUCAAGCUUUGUAUUUUAGCCAACAUAAGUACUUUCAACAAACUCAGGUGGUGUAUCAGGGAGACUUUGCUGGGUGUAUUUGUGUAUUUGGUGCCUCUGGGCUGGGAUGCCCUCUAAUGCCAGGCUGUUUCCCUGCAGGAGUCAUUCCUGAUGAGACUAAGGCUUUGUCUCUCUUGGCACCAGCUAAUGCCGUGGCAGGGCUGCUGCCCGGGGGUGGCCUGCUGCCCACUCCCAACCCUCUCUCUCAGAUUGGUGCUGUCCCUUUAGCUGCUUUAGGAGCUCCUGCUCUCGACCCUGCCCUUGCUGCUCUUGGGCUUCCUGGAGCAAACCUGAACUCCCAGUCUCUUGCAGCAGAUCAGCUCCUGAAACUGAUGAGCACAGUGGAUCCAAAGUUGAACCACGUGGCUGCAGGUCUCGUGUCCCCCAGUCUGAAAUCAGAUACCUCCAGUAAAGAAAUAGAAGAGGCCAUGAAGAGAGUCCGAGAAGCACAGUCCCUAAUCUCUGCUGCUAUAGAGCCAGACAAAAAAGAUGAAAAGCGAAGACAUUCGAGGUCGAGGUCGCGCUCGAGGAGGAGGAGGACACCUUCCUCAUCCAGACACAGACGCUCCAGGAGCAGGUCAAGGAGAAGGUCCCAUUCCAAAUCCAGAAGCAGGAGGCGAUCCAAAAGUCCGAGGAGAAGGAGAUCUCAUUCCAGAGAGAGGAGCAGGAGGUCUCGGAGCACAUCCAAAACCAGGGAUAAAAAGAAGGAAGAGAAAGAAAAGAAACGUUCUAAAACUCCCCCCAAAAGCUACAGCACAACCAGAAGAUCCAGAAGCACAAGCAGAGAGCGGCGGCGCCGGCGGAGCCGGAGUGGGACACGGUCCCCGAAAAAGCCCAGGUCUCCCAAACGGAAAAUGUCCCGGUCGCCGUCGCCCAGAAGGCAUAAAAAGGAAAAGAAGAAGGACAAAGACAAGGAGAGGAGCAGAGACGAGAGGGAGCGGUCAACAAGCAAGAAAAAGAAGAGCAAAGACAAGGAGAAGGAUCGAGACCGGAAAUCCGAGAGCGACAAGGAUGUGAAACAGGUCACAAGGGACUACGACGAGGAGGAACAGGGCUACGACAGCGAGAAGGAGAAGAAGGAGGAGAAGAAGGUGGCGGACGCUCCCUCCCCCAAAGGGAAGGAGCCCGCGGCCGAGAAGGGCAGCGGGGAUCCGGGCAGGGAGUCCAAGGUGAACGGGGACGACCACCACGAGGAGGACAUGGACAUGAGCGACUGAGCCGCCCGCAGCCCCUCAGUGUGAUCCUUUAUGCUGUACUUGUUAAUCCUCAACCUAGAUGUAUCCAGCUCCGAGCUCUCCAUGGUCUGUCCAUCCCGAUACUAACUCACACCCAAAGCUUGAGACAGGGAUCCCCUGCUCCGGGGCCCAGCUGGGGCCGGGCCAGCCCGCACGUCCCUCCCACAGCACGGGCUGGGCCACCCCUCCUCCCUCCCUCCCUCCCUGCUUCCCUCCCUCCCUCCGGAGUGUCCCGGCUGAGCCGGCAGUGUGGCAGUGUCCCAGGGGUGUGGGGAGUGUGGCACAGCCCCCUGUCCUGUGGGAAUGCCCGGGGAGCGUGGCACAGCCCUCCUGUCCUGCAGCCACCGAGGGGUCGGCCUUGGAUCGCACCAGCUCUUUGUGCUCUUGGCUUUAGUUCUGGUUUUAAGCCACGUGCUGGGCUUGGUUGGGUUUGCUUUCCGGUGGGUUUUGGUUGGCUUUGCCCAGGGUUCUGUGCCCUGACCCUCCUGAGGGCUCUGUCUCCACUGUGUCCGUUCAGACCUCGGGAGGGGGAAUCCUGGCCGUGCCCAGUGAGGGAGGGUUGGGGAGCAGCCUCGCCCAGGGCUGGGGCUCAGGAGCUCACCCGCUGCAGCAGGGAGUGCAUUUUAAAAUGACCUUGGUCUGUUUUUAAAGCAAGUCCAUUGAUAAUGUACUUUUUACUUGAUCUCAAGUUGUACAAACGGAUAAAUUUGUGUUCCUGUCCCGGCCAUUCCCUCCCUCCCGCACUCGGUGAUCCCAUGGUAUUUGCAGAGUAGUUACCCAAAGCUGUUCCUUAGUUCCAGCAGCUCCAGAGCUUUUACUUUUGUGCAGGUAAAGAGACAAAAGUAGCCGACAGUCUGUGCCAUGUCGAUGUACAGUUUCGGAAAAUGUUUUACAAAACUUUGAUAAUAAAACCCUGAAACUUCA
Melozone crissalis (California towhee) is the source of this 5495-nucleotide messenger RNA. It is a transcript of the gene SRSF11, whose product is annotated as serine and arginine rich splicing factor 11. The transcript is spliced from 11 exons. The record is from RefSeq and is a predicted model, not a curated record. Gene Ontology annotation, molecular function: RNA binding. Gene Ontology annotation, biological process: RNA splicing. The coding region runs from base 3279 to 4553 and encodes 424 amino acids. Gene Ontology annotation, cellular component: nucleoplasm. Lineage: Eukaryota; Metazoa; Chordata; Aves; Passeriformes; Passerellidae.